AUCUAGUUGAUUAACCGGACCAACCAUAACCGGUUAACAAAAAUCGGAUUUUGCAAAUAGAUGUUGUUUUUUUUUCUCUCUUUGGCUCUAAACCCUAAAAAAACUUCAACGCCGUUCGUGUAUUGUUCUUCCUCCUCCUCUGCUACAGUUUUGGAUUUUUAGCUCGAGAAGCUAAUAAUGUCAAAUCGACCUGAGUUACUCGCUCCGCCGGAGAUAUUUUAUGACGAAACCGAAGCUCGGAAGUAUACUUCUUCCUCUCGUAUCGUCGAAAUUCAGGCGAAGCUAUCAGAGAGAGCUUUGGAGCUUCUUGCUUUGCCCGAGGAUGGUGUUCCUAGAUUCUUACUCGACAUUGGUUGUGGAUCUGGCCUGAGUGGGGAAACACUUUCUGAAAACGGUCAUCAUUGGAUUGGUUUAGACAUUUCUGCCUCAAUGCUAAACGUUGCUGUGGAACGAGAAGUUGAGGGUGAUCUUUUACUUGGUGACAUGGGGCAGGGAUUAGGUCUUCGUUCUGGAGUUAUUGAUGGAGCCAUCAGUAUUUCAGCUGUUCAGUGGUUAUGCAAUGCGGAUAAGUCAUCCCAUGAACCUCGUUUAAGGCUAAAGGCUUUCUUUGGGUCACUAUACCGCUGCUUGUCAAGAGGAGCAAGGGCAGUUUUUCAAGUGUACCCUGAGAAUAUUGCUCAGCGUGAAUUGAUUCUUCGCCAGGCCUUACAAGCUGGAUUUGGAGGUGGACUUGUUGUUGACUAUCCACACAGUACUAAGAAAAGAAAAGAGUUCUUGGUCCUCACAUGUGGUCCUGUUCAGACCAGCAUUCAAACCGGUAAGAAUGAGUAUGAUGAGAGUUGCUCAGAAGAUGACAAUAGUGAAGAUGAAGAGAAUGGAGAGGUGGGUAUAUCAGAUAGGAAUAGGCCAAGGAAAAAGCGGAGAACGAACAAGCAAGGGAAAGGAAGAGAAUGGGUUCUGAAGAAGAAAGAGCAAAGUAGAAGAAAAGGAAACAAUGUUCCUGCUGACUCCAAGUACACCGCUAGAAAACGCAAGUCGCGUUUCUAGUUUUGUUAAUGAGACGUAAACGCUAGUUUAGAGCGUUUUAAAAGUUUUGACAUUAUAAAGAAAAUUGUGAUACUGUUUUUAAUAUUUAAAUGUGUACUCAACUUUUUUGUUUCUAUACUCGAGUGGAGCUUGUAAUUUGCGUUUGCCUUGUUCUUUUUUCCCAACUUUUAAUAU
This is a messenger RNA of Arabidopsis lyrata subsp. lyrata, 1221 nucleotides long. RefSeq names its product probable 18S rRNA (guanine-N(7))-methyltransferase. Gene Ontology annotation, biological process: rRNA (guanine-N7)-methylation. The transcript is spliced from 9 exons. Lineage: Eukaryota; Viridiplantae; Streptophyta; Magnoliopsida; Brassicales; Brassicaceae. Gene Ontology annotation, cellular component: nucleolus. Gene Ontology annotation, molecular function: rRNA (guanine) methyltransferase activity. Bases 178 to 1047 code for a protein of 289 amino acids. The record is from RefSeq and is a predicted model, not a curated record.